Clupea harengus (Atlantic herring) is the source of this 2242-nucleotide messenger RNA. RefSeq names its product hyaluronidase 1 (gene hyal1). The record is from RefSeq and is a predicted model, not a curated record. Gene Ontology annotation, cellular component: cytoplasmic vesicle. NCBI's taxonomy places the organism in Eukaryota, Metazoa, Chordata, Actinopteri, Clupeiformes, Clupeidae. Gene Ontology annotation, biological process: carbohydrate metabolic process; hyaluronan catabolic process. Gene Ontology annotation, molecular function: hyalurononglucosaminidase activity.
AUACUCUUCCUUACUUGUCAUGAACGCUGCCCCAAGGAACUCCGCCUUUCUCCUGCGGAUUGGUGCUGCGGUGUGUAGGCUACACUGUGCUCUGUUUUGAGAUCUUCCUCUUUCUAAUCACGAGCGGCUUCUGCAGCUGCCCCACAGUCUGUCGGAAUCUCCGACGAAUCGACAUUCUUCAAACUUCAAACUUAACGAUGAGAAGUUUUACGGGUAUGGUGCGCCUACUCUGUGUGGCCUGGUUGCUGGGUCCUCUCUCUGCCUCCCCAGCAGCCUUUCGCCCGGGCAGUGUACAGCGCACACUCCCUCCUCUCAAUAAGCUGCCCUUCCUGACCGUGUGGAAUGCACCGACGGCCUCCUGCAGUAGUCGCUAUGGCGUGGACCUGGACCUGAGCGUUUUUGACAUUGUGGCCAACCAUGACCAGGUCUUCAUGGGACCCAACAUCACCAUCUUUUAUGAGAAGCAGUUGGGGUUGUACCCAUACAUCACGCCCCAAGGAGAGGCCAUAUACGGAGGCAUCCCUCAGAACUCCAGCCUGAAGGACCACAUGUGGCAGGCUGACACGGACCUGCGCAACUACAUGCAUGACCGGCUCUUCCACGGGCUGGCCAUCAUCGACUGGGAGCGCUGGCGGCCCGUGUGGGAUCGCAACUGGGACAGCAAGAGCAUCUACUGGGACGCCUCCCGGGCGCUGGUGAAGGGGCGCCACCCGGACUGGGACCCCGAGCAGGUGGAGCGGGAGGCACGGGCCCAGUUCGAGAGCGCUGCGCGGGCCUUCAUGGAAGACACUUUGAAGAUGGUGACCCGAGAGCGGCCCGGCGGGCUGUGGGGUUUCUACGGUUUCCCCUGCUGCUACAACAACGGGUACAAGAACCUGACUACUAACUACACGGGGGAGUGCCCCCCGUUGGCGGUGAGCCGUAACGAUGGCCUGUUCUGGCUGUGGAACGCCAGCACGGCACUCUACCCAGAGAUCUACCUAGAGCUAUGGCUGAGGGGUCGGGACAGAGAGGUGCUGCUCUACUCCAGGCACAGCGUGCUGGAGGCCAUGAGGGUGAGGGAGAAGGUCACCCCCAUCCCCCCACCUGUGGUGCCCUAUGCACGCAUUACCUAUACCUACUCUCUGGACUUCCUCUCUGAGGAGGAUCUGAUUCACACGAUUGGGGAGAGUGCUGCUCUCGGGUCUGCUGGAGUUGUGCUGUGGGGAGACGGCACUUAUGCUGCAUCAAAGACCUCGUGUAACACAGUGAAAGCCUACGUGGAUGAGGUGCUCGGCCACUAUGUGGUGAACGUUACCACGGCGGCCUACAUGUGCAGCCAGAACCUCUGCCACGGCAACGGCCGCUGUCAGCGCCGAGACCCCACGUCUGGGGCCUACCUCCACCUGGACCCAUCUGCUUGGAGCAUAAUCCCCAGGAGUCAGCGUGCUGCGGGGACCCGCACCCAAGGACCAGCCUUCAGGGCCCAGAGGAAGCCAGGGCCCUCUCAGGACAAGGCAACCCAGGCUCAGUUACUACCUUUCAAGUGCCAGUGCUUCCCAGAGUGGACAGGGGAGCACUGCUCUAUCAAGUGGAUGACCUGACUGAGUAACACUGCACAAGAGGCAGAGAUGGUCACAGUGAGAGUGAUAUGAGAUUGCGUUAUACUAAUGUGUAAACUUGAAUCUUACUCAAAUCUUACUAAGUUCCAUAAGCUCAUAACGUUGUCUCACUUGAUUGAUUCAUUGUCAAUGGUCAAUGUCAAUGUCAGAAAUUGCAAAUUUUCUGUAGUUUUAAUUUAAGAUUUUAAUCUAAUGUCAUUCAAAUUAUACACCAGGCUUCCUCAGAACAGGCCGUAACCAGUAACCACUGAAUGCCUCUACAUUUGGUAUGAAGUAUGGAUGUUUGUGAACUGAACCCUGUGAGUUUUCAGAGAAUGAAGUGAUGCUGAUCUUCUACUCCCAAGAAUGGGACUACUGAGUUUGUAAAGAAUUACCACACACCACCUGAUCUACGUCAGUCCUAUGCAAUAUGAUUAAGGGAGAACAGCCUGACUUUGUUUAGGAUAAUUAGAGAGGCUGUGGUCCCUAAUUAGUAGUUCCGGGGUAUUACAGUGACUGAUUCUUUUUAAACUUCCUUCAUUUGGAUGUAUCAUCAAUGUCAUAAAGUGUCAAGAACAUUUAUGAUAACAGAGCCUGUGCACACACACACACUAUGAAGAUUUACCGCUGUGUGCUAAUUAUAUAAGCUUUUGAAAGACAAA